CAAACGAGUAAACAGAGGCUAUAUAUACAGACGGAACAGAACUGUACAGUGACCAUUCCUUGUGAACAAUGAGUGACAAUAAGGGGCCUCCUCCUCCACCACCCCCUGCCUAUAGCGCACCUGGGCCCCAGGGUCAGGGGUACGGUCAACCACCCCCUCCCCCACCCGGUUAUGCUGGCAGCAGUACCGUCGUAGUGACCCAACCUGGCUUCAUCAAUGCCCGCAUUUUCCGGGAGGUUCCGGUCCCCAUGCAGUGCCCCUACUGCCAGGCUACCAUCACGACCUCCACGAGCUAUGAGGUCGGCACGCUAACCUGGAUCGCAUGUUUUGUAGUCUUCAUCGUAGGGUGUUGGCUGGGGUGCUGUUUCAUCCCCUUUUGUGUUGACGGAUGUAAAGACGUCGUCCACAGCUGUCCAAACUGUCGCCAAACAGUCGGCCGUUACGACAGAAUGUAAACAACGACAACGACAAAAUAACACCUCCUACAACACAACCACGACAAAAUAACACGACAAUAUUAACAUUUUUAAAAAAAUACAACAAAAACAUUCAUCCUAGGAACUACUAGGACAACAAUUUCACUUCGAAUCGCUAGGACCUCGACAACAAAGGAGAUAACAUGCACUGGAUUUGUUAUUUUGCCGUGGAUUUGUUGUCUGUUAUACGCUGUAACCUUUCAUUGUACGAUCAACAAAUGUGGUUUUUAUUUCAACCCUCAUAUGAUAUUCAGAACAAUAAUUUUUAAAAUUGUUUUCAAUAUUCAAUGAUAUUUUUGUGUCAGCGAGGUGGUUUUUAUUUUUUACGUUUACUGGGACUUUGUUUUGACUUACAGUACUGUUGUUGUAUUGAUUUUUUUUAAAGAUUUUUUUUUUUUUGCGAAAUGUUACCGAAGUGUGAUACAAUAAAAAUAUAAAUUAAACCUUUUGCUGUUACCAAUACACUUUGUAUCAAUUGUGUUGUUAUGUUAUUCGUGUAUUGACCAGGUUUUAUUAGAUUUAUUGUCUUGUUUUGUCCAUUUUACUCACUGUUAUAUUGGAUAUAUUUAAGAACAAAGAUCGUUUUUUUACAAAAUGUUACCAACGUUUGAUACAAUAAAAAUAUGUAUGAAACAUUU
Molecule: messenger RNA, 1114 nt
Organism: Magallana angulata
Lineage: Eukaryota; Metazoa; Mollusca; Bivalvia; Ostreida; Ostreidae
Product: LITAF domain-containing protein-like
Exons: 3
Coding region: 69-455 (128 amino acids)
Molecular function (GO): zinc ion binding
Source: RefSeq, a predicted model, not a curated record